Molecule: messenger RNA, 1116 nt
Organism: Leishmania major strain Friedlin
Lineage: Eukaryota; Euglenozoa; Kinetoplastea; Trypanosomatida; Trypanosomatidae
Product: putative GTP binding protein
Exons: 1
Coding region: 1-1116 (371 amino acids)
Cellular component (GO): cytoplasm
Molecular function (GO): ATP hydrolysis activity; ATP binding; GTP binding
Source: RefSeq, a predicted model, not a curated record
AUGCUGCGACGUAGCGUCGUGCUCUGGAGACGGCGCGCUGCUGGUAUCGUGGGGCUACCGAAUGUGGGCAAGUCCACCCUCUUUAACGCCCUCACGUGCAGCCAAAUAGCAAAGACGGGAAACUUUCCAUUCUGUACGAUCGACGCGAACACGUCGAAGGUGCCGGUUGUCGAUCCGCGGCUGCGCCAGCUGGCGCAGUUCACUCAGGCAGAGAAGGUUGUCGACGUCGAGGUAGACUUGACAGACGUGGCGGGGCUGAUCGCGGGAGCCUCGAAGGGGGCCGGGCUCGGCAAUAAGUUCCUCGCUGACAUCCGAAACUGCGCCGUGCUGCUGCAUACGGUGCGCUGCUUCGAGAGCUCCAAGGAAGGCUUCGACACCCCGAACCCUCUGGAGGACAUUCAUGUAAUUCUGAGUGAGCUUGUCCUGUCGGACCUCGAGGUGGUGGAGAAGCGGAUGCGCAAGCUACAAAAGAUGAAGACGCAGGACGUUGAAUACAGCUUCUUGAAGCGCCUCCAGCAGUGGCUGGAGGAGGGAAAGUCAGCAGCAGACAUGCCUGCAAAGGCGAAGCUCACUGUGGCGGAGAAAGGCUUGCUACAGAGCUACGACUUGCUCUCCUACAAGCCCAUGAUAUUUGUGCUGAACGUGGACGAGCGGGGCGUGAAGGAUGGCAACGCCUUCUCGCGUGAGGUGGAGGCCGCCUUCGGAGCCGAGCGGACCUGCCGUGUGUCGGUCGCCAUCGAGGAGCAGACGGCACAGCUUGCAUCGCGUGAGGAACAGCUCAUGUUCCUGGAAGAGUACGGCAUCAACGGGCCGCGUGGCCAGGUACUGAUGAAGCAUGUGUACGCGCUACUCAAGCUUCAGUCUUUUUUCACAGUGGGGCCGAAGAUGGCGCGUGGCUGGACAGUGGCGCAGGGCUCAACGGCGCGGCAGGCAGCCGGUGAGAUCCACUCCGACUUCGAGAAGAACUUUGUCCGUGCCAAGGUGAUGGCAUGGGACACGUUCAUCGGGAAGCCGAACCUCGAGUCUGCGGAGAUGCAGAUGCGCACGGUGAACGACAGGUACGUGAUGCAGGAUGGCGAGGUGUUCAUUGUAGAGCACAACACGCAGCGCGGGUAG